Molecule: messenger RNA, 2726 nt
Organism: Neocloeon triangulifer
Lineage: Eukaryota; Metazoa; Arthropoda; Insecta; Ephemeroptera; Baetidae
Exons: 21
Coding region: 378-2378 (666 amino acids)
Molecular function (GO): odorant binding
Source: RefSeq, a predicted model, not a curated record
CUUACCACUCCUUGAAAAAAGCUCAGUUGCAUCUUCUGGAAAUGAUUUGACCACAUAUGCUGAUUCGAGUGUGUCCGGCGUUGAAACAACAGAAAUUUCAUCUGGAAUUGAAUCACUUCAAACAAUGACGGCCAGUCCAAAUUCAGAAACAACAUUGUCAGAAACUGAAGCUACAACAUUUUCUUCUGCUUCUCCUUUGGUCACCACAAUUACAACCAACAGAUACUUCAGACGGUGUCAAAACAACAGAAUUACUAACAAGUACCACCGAAACAAUUCCAAAUCAAUCAAUUACGACCGAAAAAUUUAUUUCAACGUCGCCCUUGUCGUCAAGUCCCCCAACAAUUUCAAAAGCGUCUACAGGCAGCUCAUCUACAAUGACCGCAACUUCUACAGCAACCACAAUUGCUUGGAUCAAGCCAAUUUUAAGCAAACAAACGACGCAAAAACCACAGAUGAAGCCAGUAUGCCCUACUAAUUGCACGAAAAACUCGGAACUUUUCUAUUCUAACGGAAUUCUGAAAGAGAAGCACGGCUUUUGGGAAUCAGCCUGCGGCGGAAUACAGUACCUCUUUGGAAAGAAGCUAGUUAACUGGGAGCAAAACGCUGCAAUAUGCUGCAGCUUAGGAAUGACUCCUAUUAUGUUCAAGGAUGGGCCGAGCUGCUUUAAUAACAUAAUCAAUGGCUUCAAAUGGAAGUACAGCUCACGUUUCUGGACUUCUGGAAGACGUGUCGAGAACUUAACUUUUGAAUGGUGUUUCUUGAAUGUUUCGAACAGUAGCUCUAAUAUUCUAGACGGGCAGUGGAGACCUAAUCAACCGGACCAUAACACCUCAAAGUCAGACAAUUGCAUUCAAUUGUACAUUCUAAAAGAACAAUCGUCCGCGCUCCUCGAUGAUCGAAGUUGUAAUGAAACGUACUUUCUUGCGUGCCAAGGCAAGGUGACCAGAAAGUCAGCGUGCCUUAAGCCUUUAUGCCCAUCAAGUGGAAACUGUACGAAAGAUAGGCGCCUUUUUUCACCAUAUCCCAACUACAUAAUUAACAAAAUGCAGCACGGCAUGUGGGGAGAAGUUUCAAAUCGAUCGUUCCUCUUUAGUUCUGCAAGCAACCUUAAAACAUAUUCCGAGGCUACUUUAAUAUGCUGCAGCCUAGGUAUGAAAUUAGUGAGUCUUCAACAGCCCUUCAAGUACGACUUCUUGAUAAAAGCCGCAGAAAAUAUCACCACAUCUGCAGGGGUUAAAUUUUGGACUUCAGGCACAGAUUUGGACUGUGAAGGUGUUUACACUUUCUGUCCAACACAAUCAUUACUUCAGGAUGAAGCUCGAUGGGCUACUGGUCAACCAGACGAUAAAAAUUCGCAGGCUAACUGCCUUGCAGUGAAUGUUUCCUUGAAUUCUGCUCUUUUGAGUGAUGAAAUUUGUACUGCUAGGAUGAGAUAUAUUUGCGAAGGCUGGAUAAGAAGCGGGUCUAAGGUCAUAGAGCAUGAAUGCGCUACUACCAAUGGUUUGUCUGAAAAGCAAACGAAAGGAGUUUUAAAAACUUCUCUGGAAAGAUUAUCAGCGCCUCAAAAAGAGUUCAUGAGAUGCUAUGCGGAAGCUGCUGGAUUGAUACUGGACGGAAAUAUAGUGGAAUCCAAAUUACUUGGACAGUUAAUAACAAUUGCUGCAAACAAUUUCACUUAUUUAGAAGAUAUGUUAGAAACGAUGGAAUACUGCUCUAAUUUGACGAAGAAUUGGCCUGUAAAUGAUCAGUUGGUGGGAAUGCUACAUUGUGGUCAGGAAAACGCCCCUGAAGUUGUAGCUCAACUACUUAACAAUUUUGAGAUUUCGUUAUAUGACGAUAUAACAAUUUUUGUGCCUCCCCCCGACGAUUGUCCAUUGACUUACCCGUGCUUUGUUGAUGAGGAUUCCAGAACUGCUUAUGAAACGGCACCAUUGAAUACUUUGAUUUACACGCCUGUCUAUGCAUUUUACAAGACAGUUGCAUGCGGCAAAACUUAUUUAAUUGGACAAUUUCUAGGAGGAUUUGUUAAUUCCCAAGUAAACUUUUUCUCCUACUGCUGCAAUUUUGGUCUGCGGCUGCUUUCGUUGGACAAUAAACCUAAGCUGGAUUGUUUGGAGCCUUACUUUACAGCUGCUGAUGCUAAAAACAUUUUCGGCCCCAAUGCUUCGAAUCUUCAAUUUACAUUUGCUGCAGCAAAAAUAGUUGUGAAUGAAAACGCUUCUGUUUUCCUGGCAAAAGAUUGCUUCACGAAUAAAUAUUUUAAUGAGUCUGAUUUGCAAUCCACUAUGGGCAGUGCGACUGGAAACAGAUUGGUGACAUUUUCAAACAGAAAGCUGACGUACCACAGAGCAUCAUUUCGUUUUGUGUGCGAGUAAAAAAUUAAUAUAAUUGAAAGUUUUAAAAAACUGCAAAACAGUCAAUUCCAAACCGUUUUUUAAUAGGGUGAAAAUAAAACUCACUAAUUUACAAUUUUUCUUUAUUUUUUAAACAUGCAUGUGGUUCAAAAAUUUGAUUUCAUUGUAUCUCACAUUGAAAGAAAUAUUAAGUCAUUUUUCAUGUCAUUAUUAAAGUAAAUGCAUCUCAAAGCACCAGAAAAUUGAAGUGCCUUUCAAUGAUUGUGUAUAAAUUAAUAAUGGUUUUUGUUCUAUUUCUGCGCUUCAAAAAUAUCAUAAAAUCUUCCAACCUGUUAUUGUGACAAAAAAUGAGCAACAAUAAAGCUUCCC